Mauremys mutica (yellowpond turtle) is the source of this 2025-nucleotide messenger RNA. RefSeq names its product SAM and SH3 domain-containing protein 1-like. The transcript is spliced from 4 exons. Bases 907 to 1233 code for a protein of 108 amino acids. Lineage: Eukaryota; Metazoa; Chordata; Testudines; Geoemydidae. The record is from RefSeq and is a predicted model, not a curated record.
AGAGCUUGUUUUUCUGAAACAAGAAAGGCGGAGUCAGGCUGGCGUCCCUGGAAAAGGUGGGGAUCCCUGGGACGCGGAGUCCUGGGGAGGCUGGGCUAGUGUGAAGGCUGCUUUAGGUUCCUUCCUGUAUGUGACGGAGAAUGUUUUAAGUGACUUGCUUUGGUGACUCCAAACUUGUGCACGCCAGAGGCUGCUCUUUCAACAGGCGAUUUGUUCUCCUGCCUGUGGCUCAUUUCCAUGCAAAGAGCCUGACAUCAGAGUACCUUUUGUUACUAAAAGCUUUCUUUAGCUGGGGGAGUGAGCAGUCAUGUGAAACUGGGAGAGCUCAUUUGGAAGAAAGGGGUACUAGAAAGUUAUCUACGCGCUGAAAAGAAACCAUAGGCACCUAUUCUGCUAGCGGUGCCUUACAAGCUGACUCUCUAAGGGACUCGCUUUUAGAUGGAUGUUUGUCUGUUUGUGGGAAGGACGAUUUUACAAUGAAUCCUUUGCUCUUAAGCUUACGAGAACCCCCGCGGUGAAACUGUGGCGUAGGCUUACCUUCUGCUACCCUGUUGCUGCAGCUCUACCAGAAAAGUUUUGGAAGGAAUGUCAGCUGUGUACAGCUCCUGGCUCCAUCAGCUAAGAGAGGACAGACCCUAGGGGAAAGCUCUAAUGACCGAGCAGGAUCUGGCAUCUGACCUGGAGGAGAUUUCCAGCCCCCCCCCCCUUGUCCUUGAAGAUUUCUUUUGGGAAGCAGUGAUUUGGCUGGUAGCAGAGAUCAGAUGAAAAGGCAUCGUGAAGCUGUUGAGAAGGACUGGGGAAGUGUUUGUUGUUGGUGUGUGGUGUGUUGAAGAGUCAUCCCUUUGACAGAAAGUUGUUGUUGGGAACCAGUAUUAAGCUCUACUGAGGCAGGGAAUCCAUCUAGUCAUGGAGGAGGAACAAGCAGCCUGCCCCGAACCCCAGCCAGACAGCAUGAUGUCUGAUGCGUUCUCCAAGCUGUGGACGGAUGUAAUGGGAAUACUGGACGGGUCACUGGGUAACAUCGAUGACCUGGCACAGCAGUACGCAGAUUACUAUAACACCUGUUUUACUGAUGUGUGUGAGAGGAUGGAAGAGCUGCGCAAACGGCGGGUUUCUCAAGACUUUGAUAUGAUAAUCUGUCGCAGUGAUCUUGCAUCUAAAAGACAAAGGGUGAGGAUGGAGAUCAAACAUACAGGUGUCCUGCUCCAGGUUGAAACAAAACUCACUCAGUGAAAUUGUUCUGGAGAACAGUAUAUCUUGCAUCAACGGAGCGGUGGCACCAGAUGGAUGGCGGCUGCAGAUGGAUGGAAAGCAGAGUUCUAUAAGCAAGGAUUAUGGUUCCAAACUGUAAUGUUAUCAAGACUUUUUAGUUGGUCCCUAAGCACAAUAACUGUAUUUUCAUUUGGAUUUUUGCCUUUGUUUUUAUAAUGGUGAAUAUGCUGGGUUUGGGGGCAUUAGUGUUUGUGAACAGCAAGGGAGUUACCCACAUUUGCAAACAUUUUCAUUUGUAAAUUUUCAAAUUGUAAACAUUUGGCCUGUUCCUGCACACCAUGUGUUUCCUUGGCUGGGGAGAACUGCAGUCAGAGUAGAUAGUGGCUUUUCAAGCCUAAAAGGGAUGGAUCACUGGUAAUAUUCAACUGGACAUCUGUUAAAAUGAAGUUAUGGCCAGAAAAGUGACUCUGUGAAAAUGGCACCUUGUUACUGUUCAUAUCUGCUUCCUGUGAGUCUUUGGAGAUGUAUCCGCUCAGUUUCCUGACAUAAACAAGUUUGUAGUGCUGUCAACAGGGCACCGCAGAAAUGAUAUAGCUGUGAAAGAGCAUACUGCAUUGUGUUGUCUCAUCCAUCACUGACAAUCACCAGCUAAGUUCUGAUUCCAGGAUCUCUAUUGUGGCUGAUGAUCUGUAAGGCAAAGAAAAUACAGCUUGAGAUUCAGGUUGAGUUUGUGCUUAUGUCACUGGCAAAUGAUAAAAAUGUUUGGACUUGUAAGAUGCUCAAAUUAAAGAUGGACGUCAAUGAGAAGCAAUA